This is a messenger RNA of Oncorhynchus kisutch (coho salmon), 710 nucleotides long. RefSeq names its product small nuclear ribonucleoprotein E. Bases 246 to 524 code for a protein of 92 amino acids. Gene Ontology annotation, cellular component: spliceosomal complex. Gene Ontology annotation, molecular function: RNA binding. Lineage: Eukaryota; Metazoa; Chordata; Actinopteri; Salmoniformes; Salmonidae. Gene Ontology annotation, biological process: mRNA splicing, via spliceosome. The record is from RefSeq and is a predicted model, not a curated record. The transcript has 5 exons.
GCACUGCCCCGAACUGCACAGUGCAGUCAGAGGGUCUGUCUGUCUGUCGGGAAUCUGCAGUAACUACCUCCCGCCCAUAGGGGCACUGCAGCACAAUCACUCUGCUUGUGCACGCGGAAGGCCUAGAGCGCGCCAUUGAAGAGAACUCCAACGUGAUUAUUUCAAUUUCGCUGUCGGACUGCGACUGAAAUGUUUUGCUGAAAAAAAAGGUUUUUAGACAACUAAGCGUUAAACCGACAAGGAGGAUGGCGUACAGAGGACAAGGGCAGAAGGUCCAGAAGGUUAUGGUGCAGCCAAUCAACCUUAUUUUCAGGUAUCUACAGAACCGUUCUCGGAUACAGGUGUGGCUGUAUGAACAAGUGAACAUGCGGAUAGAGGGCUGCAUCAUCGGCUUUGACGAGUACAUGAACCUGGUUCUGGAUGAUGCUGAGGAGGUCCACAUGAAGACCAAGAACAGGAAGCCCCUGGGGAGGAUCAUGCUGAAAGGUGAUAACAUCACCUUGCUACAGAGUGUUGCCACUUAACUCAACAGGACAACCUCCAUCUACAGCCAGCAGACAGAUUUGUGGAUGUUUUUCCCCAUUCUAUUUUGUAAUGUUUUUCUUUUUUUUUUGCAAACAAUGUUGAAGCUUGAUAGUGUUUGGUACAUGAAUAAUGUAAUUUUCCAUUUAUUAAUGUUUCCUCUGAAAUAAAUUGAGUUUUGUUUCUUA